Gopherus flavomarginatus (Mexican gopher tortoise) is the source of this 1599-nucleotide messenger RNA. It is a transcript of the gene DENND11, whose product is annotated as DENN domain containing 11. The record is from RefSeq and is a predicted model, not a curated record. The coding region runs from base 16 to 1326 and encodes 436 amino acids. NCBI's taxonomy places the organism in Eukaryota, Metazoa, Chordata, Testudines, Testudinidae. Gene Ontology annotation, cellular component: cytoplasm. The transcript has 9 exons.
CGGCGGGCCGAGGCCAUGGUGGAGGCGGCAGACGAGGCGCCGCUGCUCUUCUGGGCCGAGGGCCCCGCGGUCUCCCUGCCGCAGGCCGAGCCGGAGCGGGGCGGCUGGAGCCUGGCCCCGGGGGGCGGCGCGGCGUGGGGCGGCCCCGGGGAGCUGCCGCGGGGGCCGGAGGCGGAGGCGGACCAGAUCGUGGCGGUGUUCGUGGUCACCUUCGAUCCCCGCUCCGGUAACAUGGUGGAAUGGUGUUUGCCCCAAGACAUUGACUUAGAAGGCGUUGAGUUCAAAUCCAUGGCAAGUGGGUCGCACAAAGUCCAGUCGGAUUUCAUUUAUUUCCGGAAAGGUCUCUGCUUCGGCCUGGCCUGCUUUGAAAACAUGCCCGUGGAGAGUGAAUUAGAGCGUGGUGCCCGCAUGAAGUCUGUGGGGAUUCUCUCCCCUUCGUACACCCUGCUCUAUAGAUACAUGCACUUCCUGGAGAACCAGGUUCGACACCAGCUGGAGAUGCCAGGACAUUACUCCCACCUAGAGGCAUUUUAUGAUGACAAGAAGGGGGUCCUCCCUGCUGGCAAGGGUACCUCCAGCUCUCAGCCACCUGUCCACUGGCUGCCCUCCAUCCACAGAUACAUGUAUCCAGAGAUGAAGAUCACACACCCCGCAGGCUGUAUGUCUCAGUUCAUUAAGUUCUUUGGAGAGCAGAUCUUCAUCCUCUGGAAGUUCGCUCUGCUACGCAAGCGCAUUUUGAUAUUUUCACCACCGCCAGUAGGAGUUGUCUGCUAUAGAGUGUAUUGCUGUUGCUGCCUAGCCAAUGUCUCACUGCCUGGCAUUGGGGGGACCGUUCCAGAGUCCAAGCCUUUCUUCUAUGUGAAUGUGGCAGACAUAGAAAUGCUGGAGACUGAAGUGUCUUAUGUGGCCUGCACAACAGAAAAGAUCUUUGAGGAGAAGCGAGAUCUCUACGACGUCUAUGUGGAUAACCAGAAUGUGAAGACGCACCACGAGCACCUGCAGCCACUCCUGAAGAUUAACAGUGCCGACAAGGAAAAAUAUCAGCGGCUCAAUGACCAGAGGCAGAUGUUGAUGUACUCUCAGGAGGUGGAGGAGGACUGCAGCUCCUGUGAAGAGGACCUCUUUAUCUUGUUUUUCAUGGAGCAGAACAAUCGGAUAUUUCAGACAUUGAUGGAGGUGUCAGCCAGCCAGGACAAGACCUUGACAGCUGACCAUGCCCGGGGCAUGGGCCUGGACCCACAAGGUGACCGAAGCUUCCUGAUGGACCUGCUGGAAGUGUAUGGCAUUGAUGUCAUGCUAGUCAUUGAUAACCCCUGCUGCACUUAAACUGAGGACAGGAGAGAUGGAGCAGCGAUGGCUUUUUAAAGACUAUGGAACGUCGCUUAGGAGCAUCACUGGAACUCACCACACCGUCACUGGAAGGAUCUCAUUUAUUUAAUAACUUUAUACAGAAAAGUAUUUAUAAUUUUAAACAAAAUGUGAUUUUAUUUUCCUUUCUUCAAGAUUGACUGCUCAAGGUUUGGUUUGGUUUUUUCCUGAUAUCCAUAGGAGCAAUGGCACCUUUUCACCAACCCUCACAGUUGACAUUGGCAACUGCUU